UUCCAUCCUGCGUUCCCUGCCUGCGAUCACUGCCUGCGUCUCCUCAAUCCCUCAGCAUGGCUUCGAAGUUCGUGCGCCGCGUUGGCGCAAUUGUUCUUGCUUUGACCCUUGCAGUUGAGGGAUCGAUCUCCAGUGCUGGAGAAACCGUGGUUGUGAAUGGGAUCAGUUACUUUGCUGAUCCAAACUCGGUUUCGAUCAUUGCUGCAACCCCGGAGAUGUUGCGCUCGGCGUCGCCCAAGGAUGGAGACUUGAUCCCGUUGACGGUCAUUGAUGAUUCAUCCAACUCUUUUACCACCUCUGUUUUCAGAUCAAUUGUUGCCAAUUAUAGUGCUGCCGACGAUGUCUUCAACCCUGGAUUCCUACAAGCCAUCUACCUCAAGCAUGUUGGAUCCGGCCCGGCAACUGUCAAAUAUCCUCUUGGGGCUGCCCUCACUGAAUAUGGGACCAAGCUAUUCAUGCCAUCUCGUGACUAUACUAAAUCUGUCCAGAGCCAAGGACAGAGCAUCACGGGCUGGAGAACGGAAAUCCCUGCUGGGCCAUACUUCCUGUCUGUGACCACUGGUGAGGUCUUCAAAGCCUACCGUCUUUACUCCGACGUCCAAGGGGCCUUUACUGAAGGACUGAGAGCAAACCCGAAUGGAACUUAUUCUGUCCUCAGCGCCGCCGUCCCGGGAGCACAGAGUCCAACAAUUGGUGUUCCAUCUCGACUCUACUACACCAAGACGGAUUCUCAGCCGCUGGCCGGGGUCCGCGUUGGGGUGAAAGACAUUUUCGACAUUGCCGGCGUGAAAAGCAGUCUCGGAAACCGAGCGUACUACGAUUUCUACCCGCCUCGGAACAGCACUGCCACCGCCGUCCAGCGAUUGAUUGACGCGGGAGCGGUGAUCGUCGGGAAGAUGAAGACUUCGCAGUUUGCAAACGGAGAGACGGCUACUGGUGACUGGGUCGAUUACCACAGCCCUUUCAAUGCUCGCGGCGACGGGUAUCAGGAUCCCUCAUCCUCGUCCGCAGGACCUGGCGCGGGCAUCGGCUCGUAUGACUGGCUAGACCUCGGACUCGGAUCGGAUACCGGUGGCUCGAUCCGCAACCCAUCUCAAGUCAAUGGUUGUUUCGGCAAUCGACCGUCCCACGGUCUCGUGCCCCUGGAUGGUGUGAUGCCUCUUUCGCCCGCCCUCGACACCGCCGGUUUCCUGACUCGAGAUCCCGUCCUCUGGCACACAGCCGCAAAGGUGCUCUACGAAACGAAUAUCACGAGUAACUUCACUGGCUUUCCUAAGAAAAUCAUCACCAGCGGCUUCCCCACGACAGCAACAACCGAGGCAGAGACGAUCCUUCUAGGCUUCCUCUCGAAACUCGAGUCCUUCCUAAAUGCCACGACUACCGCGCUAGACUACAACACUCUCUGGGCGAACACCACCCCAGUCGCGGCCGGCGGCGCCUCCAUUAACGAAUAUCUCAACAUCGUGUACCCCGUGCUCAUCUCACAGCAGCAGUACAACCUCUUCACGCUCCCCUUCUACGCUGACUACGCCGCCGCGAACCAAGGCCGCCGGCCAUUCAUUGAUCCCAGCCCGCUGAUCCGCUGGACAUGGGGACAGGUCAACGUUAGCAGUGACGCAACAGAGCAAGCGAUUGCUAGCAAGAACGUGUUUAUGGACUGGUGGGCCGAGCAAGUCGUGCGGCCCGACGCGGAGAGCUGCAGCGAGAGCCUGAUGCUGUAUCCGGGGACGCUUGCGACCCCGACGUACAGGAAUGUGUAUCGAAGUGCACCAGGAAUCCCGUCCGGGUUCGGUAUUUCGCGCGUGGCGAACUUUGCUGAGGUGCCGGAUAUGGUAUUCCCUAUCGGUCAAGCAGCCUACAACUCAACCAUCACGCUCAAAGAAGAAUACCUCCCCGUAGCCGUCGACAUCGUGGCCGCGAAAGGGUGUGAUGGGAUGGUAUUCGCGCUCGCCGAGCAGCUGCUGUCAGCAGGCAUCAUCGCGAUUCCUAAGACGGGAAGUACGUUGUAUUGAGUUGUAGAUAUCUAUAGGUAGUUAUGAAUGAAUUUAUGGUGAUGAUGAUAAUGUUGAGAAAGAAUGCGGGGUUGCUUGUAUAUUUGUAUAUUUGUAUGCAUGUAUAUAUAUGUGUAUAUGUAAAGGGCUUUGAUGGAUAAUGUUUGUGUUAUGUGUUGUGCGAGAUGGGGUAUGAUGGGUGCAUGAUGGAUGGGAUCGGUUGAGAAUAGGGGGUAAGUAGGUGGCAGAGGUACCAGACAUCAGCUACUACUUGCCUUGAGUAUACACGUAACCUCACUCAUCAUCCUCCACCCCCGAAAAUAGGCAGUUACUAGCACAAAAGAGCUGAAGACAUGACCGGGGCAGUAGAGGGAAGAAACAGCGG
This is a messenger RNA of Amorphotheca resinae ATCC 22711, 2376 nucleotides long. RefSeq lists its product as hypothetical. The record is from RefSeq and is a predicted model, not a curated record. The transcript has 4 exons. NCBI's taxonomy places the organism in Eukaryota, Fungi, Ascomycota, Leotiomycetes, Helotiales, Amorphothecaceae. Bases 57 to 2012 code for a protein of 651 amino acids.